UAUGUGCUGAAAAACUAUGAACAACACGUCUUUAAGUUAGAUGAGGUCAGGCUGCUAUCUCACGAUAACAAGCAGAAAAGGAGAAGUAGGAGAGAAAGAGUCCGUUAAGAGCAGAGUCUGAGAUCACUGUGCAGAGAAGAGGGCACGAGAGCAAGGCAGAAAAAGAUCAGGAUGUUUGUUCUCAUCUGGGCGACUCUGCUUUUCUUUGCUAGAGGCAGCAAUGCUGACACUGAUGCAUCAGUGGGGUUGACAACACGCUGUGACUAUGGAUUCUGUAUGACUCUUAGUGAAGCAGAAAUAACAGCAGAGGCUGGACUCUGUGUUGUAAUACCAUGUUCUUUCAGUAGUACUUCAGGCUUUACACCCCAACACUUAGUUUGGUACAAAUGUGAACCAUUGGAAUCAAGAUGUAGAGAUUCUGACAUUGUAUUCCACACCAACAAGAACAACAACAUUCAGUCCAGGUUUAUGGGACGGAUUUCACUGUUGGAGCCUAUAGUGAGUCAGAACUGCAGCAUCAUCAUCAACGACCUCACUGUGUCAGACUCUGGAUCAUAUCGACUCAGAGUUAAAGGUGUUCUGGAUGGGAACACAGAUGGAUAUACAUUCUUUUCAAAAGCAGCUGUCUCUGUUAAAGGUCUGAUCCAGAAGCCCACAGUGGUGAUUCCUCCUCUGGCAGAGGGACAGCAGACCACACUGAGCUGCACUGCUCCUGGUCUCUGUUCUGGAUCUGAUCCCAAAAUCACCUGGACGUGGAGAGGAGCAGGAGAGAAGGACUCUCACAUCACAGGAAACCUCACUGCUUUCAAGACUGAACACCUGACUGCUGUCACACAGAGACUCAGCUCAACUCUGAUUAACUCUUCAGCUGAACACCACGGCACCAACAUUACCUGUAAGGUCAGCUUCACAAACAACAUCACUGCAGAAGAGACAUUGACUCUGAAUAUGACCUUAAUUCAACAUGGACCAAGUGCAGUGAAUCCCUGGGGCGUCAUCGCUGUUGUAUCUCUCAUUGUAAAUGUCAUCGCCAUAAUCCUCUUGAUGCUCCUUUGGCACACAAGAAGAAAGGUGAAACCCAACCCAGAGGACAAAACUUACAUGUCACUGCAGAAAACAGACAUGGCACCAGUGUAUGACGUUAUUGCCCAACCUCAGAACUAACAAGUGUCAGCUUCCACUGAGUUUAGUACUCUGAUUGAUUUGUUUAUCAUAUUUUUAUGUUUAAGAUUCUAUAAGUAAGACAUUUUCUGGUUAUUUUUUAUUUUAUUUAACUGUAUUAUUAUUUUUUAUAGUUUACAUUUCAUGUUAUUAUUUCAGUAUACUCACAGUCUAUUGUAGCUGGGAUUUAAAUGC
This is a messenger RNA of Cottoperca gobio, 1356 nucleotides long. RefSeq names its product sialic acid-binding Ig-like lectin 14. NCBI's taxonomy places the organism in Eukaryota, Metazoa, Chordata, Actinopteri, Perciformes, Bovichtidae. The record is from RefSeq and is a predicted model, not a curated record. Gene Ontology annotation, biological process: cell adhesion. Gene Ontology annotation, molecular function: sialic acid binding. Gene Ontology annotation, cellular component: plasma membrane.